CGAUUAGGCGGCCCGCAUAACGAUCACGAGUACAUUACACGAUGUCCUAGAUUCUACACGAGUCGAGUACACUGGCACUCGCUGUAUAUCAGGAUAAUGAUAAAUACGUGUUUAUUUCUUGUAUAGAUUGGAGAAUGCACACCUUUUGAGUCAAGAAGACAUAGUAAAGGACAACUAACAGGUUCGUCAGCAGGUUGUGUUUUGUCGGGUGAAGCUGUACUGAUUUGCAGGUUGUGUUUUGUUGGGUGAUAUAAUAGAGAAUAUGGAGGAGGAUCUAAUUCGUCCCAUAUACAAAAAUGGCAGAUAUCAAAAUCCGUUUGACACCUGGACCAACUCAAUUGGCUUCGGCAAUUUUUUCAAACUGAUGUUUAGCGAAUCCGAUCACAGUAAAAUUCCCAACCAGAGGGAGUUGGACAACACUUUACCAGUGGAAACUCCGGAUUUCCAGAAAUUACGAAAUCCACCGACAUCGGAAAUGCAGAUAAUGUGGAUAGGCCAUGCCAGUGUAUUAGUUCAGAUGGACGGACUGACCAUUCUUGCCGAUCCUGUAUUUAGUGACAGGUGCUCCCCUGUGCAAUUCGCAGGACCCAAACGAUACCGUCCCCCGCCCUGUAAGGUAGAGGAUCUACCCCAUAUAGACGCCGUCAUCAUCAGCCAUAACCACUACGAUCAUCUUGACCACGGAAGUGUCAAAAGCCUCAAUUCCAAAUUCAACGACAAGAUCACGUGGUUUGUUGCGGCGGGAACUAAGGAAUGGAUGCUGAAUGCUGGUUGUAAGAACGUCGUUGAAUUGUCGUGGUGGGACGAAGCGGAAAUGCCCGGAAGACCGGACUUUAAAUUCGUUAGUGUCCCGUGUCAGCACCGGUGUGAACGCACACUGCUGGAUUCUAUGAAGGCUCUGUGGUGUAGCUGGGUAGUCAAGGGGCCUGACCACAGCUUCUACUUUGCCGGAGACACAGGGUAUUGUAGUGGAUUUAAACAGAUCGGGAGAAAGUAUGGACCAAUUGACUUCGCUGCCAUUCCAAUAGGCGCAUACUACCCCAGAUGGUUCAUGAGACCCAUGCAUGUGGAUCCAGAGGAGGCGGUGAAGGUCUUUGAAGACGUCAAGGCUGAACAUGCUCUUGGCAUCCAUUGGGGAACCUUCAAGAUGACGCGAGAGUUUUACUUGGAGCCGAGGACAAAACUAGGAGAAGAGCUGGAUAAGAAGAACAUCAGUAGAGACAAAUUUUUCACACUUCGUCACGGUCUGGUGCACACAAUUGGACAUGCAGUACCCUCAUAACCAGCAUGGGUAGCCAAAACGCCUUAGCAAUUGCAAAAUCUAUCAUUAUACUACCCUAAGUAGUUCUCAGAAAUGCAAUGCUCCAUUUUGUGAAUAACCACCCGAUGAUCACAUUAAGGAUAAAUUGUAUGUAGCAAAAUCUCCCCCCAUCCUAUCAGUAAGUACAGAUUAGGAGACAAUGAUGAGUGAUAAUGGGAUUGUUUUCUCCCUCCUUCUUUACAUAUACCACUUUAAUUAUGUAUCUGAUGAUUACAGAUGAGAAAUUCGCAUAUACUUUUGUGAUCGGUAACUAAUUGUAUCUGUGAGUAAUGUAGCAAUGUGCACGUGAUAGUUUCAGUACUGUAUAGCAGGAAAUUAACUCGCGGAGUUAAUUUUCGCUAUAUUCGCUGAAAUUUUAAUUUAACAUUCAGUGAAUUAAUCUUUCAUAUUGAUACGAAAUUGGGUUCAGGAUAUUAAGAUUUGUUUUUCCGCGAAUUAAACCGACCGCGAUCUGCUGCUAAAUGAAAAAAUCGCGAUUUUUUUCCGACCGCGAUAUUAACCUGCUAUACAGUACCUUCAGUACCAUUGGAUGUGGUACAUUCUUGCCAGCAGCAUGUGAUAGUCUCUCUUUUACACCCCCCCCCCCCCCCCACCCACCACCACCACCACCACCACACACACUCUUCCAGUUGUUAUAGUCUUGUAAAAGUAAUAGAUCCCCCCUCCCCCGCAUCUCAACAUUCAUUCAUAUUAGUGAAUUUAGAAACAAGUAUUUUGAAAUAUUACUGUAGUACAUAUAAAUUACAAUUAUGUUGCAUAUUUUUUCACAUUUCAUAGAACCUAUAGUGGAAGUGCGUAACUGUUCUCCACAAUGAAUGUUCUUUUCUUAGUCUCCGUGUACCGACAUUUUUACUUUUUAGAUAUCAAAUACAGAAAUCUAAUUUUGUUUUAAUCUUUUUGUUUGCAAAUAUUUUUUUUUUUUACCUAUCCGUUUAUUUAUUUGUUAUAAUGUGAAGUAUUUAAUUUAAGACGUUUUAUAGUUUUGAAUGUGUGUAUACAUAAUGUGAAGUAUUUGAUUUAAGACGUUUUAUAGUUUUGAAUGUGUGUAUACAUAAUGUGAAGUAUUUGAUUUAAGACGUUUUAUAGUUUUGUUGAAUGUGUGUACACAUUCUUGGACAUCGGUGUUGAUGUAUAGACAAUCAUUAUUUUAUUUUAUUUUAAGUUUUAUAUACUUUGUUAUUGUUGUUAUUUUUGUUUCCAUUAUUUGAAAAGUAUAUCAUAAAAGUUUAAAUAUAACAAGGAGUAAUUUUAUGUAUGAUAAUUAUACUGUCACGCUAGCGAAGGUACAAUGCAGAUAUGUAGAUCUGAUUACAAUUAAUCCCCAACAAAAGAAAAAUACUUUGUAUUAACCUAACUGAGUUUCUUUCGUUUUACACUGCGAUUGCAAAUUGAUAUUUUUAAAGAUUUUUUUUAUUCGUUUGUAUGGCCUCAUUACUAUUUUGAUUGUGGAGGAUUUUUUUUCUAUUUUUUUUUUAAAGGUUUUUGUAUUUUUCUAAUUUUGAUACAUUGUACAUAGAACUUUAAGACAUGCAUUACCGUACAGCGGGUUUUUUUUUUUUCGCGAGGUGAUAAAUUUGGUUGAAUUCAGCGGUUAGAUAGCGUUCCGCCAAAAUUUCAAUCACCAAAUUGCACCCAAUACUUCAGUAUUUGCAGGAGAGAGAACUCUUCAUUCUCCGCUAAAAUUAUUAGCAUAUGUUUGAGCCAGCAAAUCGCCAAAUUUAAACCCGCGAAAAAAAUCCGCUAUAUGGUAAUCAUUCUUAAUUGCAGUGUCUGCCCAGCUAAUAAUUACAUGUUCGCUUCGUAGGCAGAAAAUCAUCAGUGACAAAUGUGUAAUACUAUAUAUUUAAAUUGAGUUAAAUUGGAUCUGAUACUUUUUUAAAAAUACAUGAAUAUAUACUUAUGUUUCUAGAACUGCAUUUCACACAGCGAUAUGAAUCAUUCAGAUAGGACACUCUUUGACAUUCAUCACGUGACGUAAAAUAUAUGCAUGUCUGUUUUAUUAUAUAGUAAAUUAUAUUAUUUUUAGAAAUUUAAAUUGGAACAAUUCAUAUCACAAAUUUUUAUGCAUAAUUUUGAUUUUUUUCCCCGAUUCUUCACACUCAUUUGUCUUGAUAUAUUCUAACAUAAAUGAAACGGCAGUAUCCUUUCGCUGUAUAUGUGUAAUUACACAAACAUUUUUAAUGCAAUGAAUUUUGAUUAGAAUAACACAUACUAAUAGUUUUGCACGUUUCUGUUUAGAUAUUUUUUUUUAAAAAGAGAGAAUAAUAAAGAAGUUAAGAACAGACAAUGGUUAAAUUGAAAUACUUUUUUUCACUAGUUAGUAAUAUUUGAUUAUUGUCAAUAAAGGUCAUAGUUACUGCAA
Ostrea edulis (European flat oyster) is the source of this 3683-nucleotide messenger RNA. Its product is annotated as N-acyl-phosphatidylethanolamine-hydrolyzing phospholipase D-like. The coding region runs from base 263 to 1282 and encodes 339 amino acids. Gene Ontology annotation, molecular function: zinc ion binding; N-acylphosphatidylethanolamine-specific phospholipase D activity. Gene Ontology annotation, biological process: N-acylethanolamine metabolic process; N-acylphosphatidylethanolamine metabolic process. Gene Ontology annotation, cellular component: membrane-bounded organelle; cytoplasm. The transcript is spliced from 6 exons. The record is from RefSeq and is a predicted model, not a curated record. Lineage: Eukaryota; Metazoa; Mollusca; Bivalvia; Ostreida; Ostreidae.